AUGCGGUUUUGCAUCCAUGCGCUGCAGAUGCUCAAAUAUCAUGAUUCCUUGGUCAGCUUGAAGGGUCUCUUAGGCCUGCUAGAAAUGACCGGAUUGAAUAUCGAGCGUGAUUAUCUGUUGGAAGUGGCUUGCAUAAUCACUGAAGGCAACAAGAAACUAUCGGUUGUCGAAGAAUUACCUAGUUUGGUGAUCCACCAACCAGAUGAAAUCGUUGAGUCUAUGGACAGCUGGUGUAAGCUGCACCACUCAAAGUCAGGUUUGAUCAAAGCUGUUCAAGAAAGUACUUUGACGGUCGAAAAAGCGGAAGACAUUCUCAUUAAGUUCAUUCAGAAGCACACUCCAGCCGAAAAGUGUCCUUUGGCAGGCAACUCCGUACAUCUAGAUAAAGUCUUCUUGACCAAGUUUAUGCCGAGAGUGGUGAAUCAUCUCCAUUACCGUAUUAUUGAUGUCAGUUCCUUGAAGGAGUUAUGUCGGUAG
Soboliphyme baturini is the source of this 477-nucleotide messenger RNA. The record is from the annotation of a GenBank genome assembly. Lineage: Eukaryota; Metazoa; Nematoda; Enoplea; Dioctophymatida; Soboliphymatidae.